AUGAGGAGCCUCGCGAAGGAGUAUGCCAUCCUGAACGUUAAGUCCCUCGUCUUCGUGCACUUCUUUUCGGGGUACCCCAGGCACGGUGACCUGCAUGCCCUCCUCGAACAUCGUCAAGUCUCCCCUGGCGUUGAAGUCUUCGUCGUCUCCGUCGACAUGUGUAUCCAGCAUGAGCAGGGCAAUCUCAUCGCCCCCGCUGCGCAUGCCUUUUGGGAGAAGCGCAUUGGUUCCGGUCAGGUGAUCGGGGCCGGUGGAGGCCCCCCCUGUGAGACCUUUUCAGCAGCAAGGUUUCAGGAUGAUGGGCCGAGGCCGCUGCGGAGCGCAUCCUCUUUCCUUGGGGGCGACCAGACCUACGACUUGGAGAAUGGACGCACGUGCUGGUCGGCACCCGCUUGCUCCAGUUCAUUUUUGACAUGCUGCUGCUACUCGCCAGUGGAUUUUGUGAGCACGCGCUAUCCCGUGUGGUUGCUUUCGCGAGAGCCCGCAAGCAUCUGGUCACUUCAUGCUGUCCGAGCACUACGGUUGCUAAGGUGCGUGGGCAUCACAUCGUCGUUCGACCAAUGUGAGCUCGGCGCGGAAGCGGUCAAGCCGACCAAGAUCCUGCAUUUGCGGCUCCCUACGCUGCGAAGCCUCCUGCAGCGCCGUGGUCACGCUGGUAGGUGUUCACAUGGCCGCGGAGCUCACCAGCAGCUCAAGGGCAUCAAGAGGAUGGCGCAUUUCGCACGGCCAAGUGCAAAAUUUAUCCUCAGGGGCUCAAUUACCGCGUCCCUGAGGACCUUUUGCCCUUUGCUUGCUCGAAUUUUGUGGGCACCGAUCGAGUCCAACCGGACUUUCAUGGUGCUGCUGUACAGAGGUGAGCAAAGGGGUUUCACAUCGCAUUUCCAGCGAUUUUGCAAGACGCCAAGUGCAGACGUGCACAGUAUAGAGAGCGUGGAGACAGCAAAAGACAAACUCAGCAACACACUUCUGGCGGCAAAGGCAGGGGUGGUAGCUCUGGCCAGGUAA
Messenger RNA from Cladocopium goreaui, 1005 nucleotides. The record is from the annotation of a GenBank genome assembly. Lineage: Eukaryota; Dinophyceae; Suessiales; Symbiodiniaceae.